CAACUGGACAAUAGUGAUUUGACUCCUUGUUGGUGGUGGUGUGCAAUGGCCACGAGUAGUGUAUUGCCAACUACUAAGCCAGUAGUUCGGGAGUGGGCCGACGAGGACGACUUUUCAAACAAGUUACCACCACUUGAGGAAUGGUAUGACGAAGAAGGCUUAAAACACGUUGUUGAGUACCACUUCAAUGAGGAGAACAAGUUAGUAAAGACAACAAAGGUAUUUCGAGUAAAGAAGGAGACCAAACAAGUAAGCAAGUCCGUUGCUGAAAGAAGACAUUGGAAAAAGUUUGGAGAUUGUCAGAGAGCUCCGCCUGGACCGGAACCUGGUGUGACAGCCGUGAGCCUUGACGAUGUCUCGAUAGAGUACAAACGUGGGGAGGAGUCCGAAGGUGAAGAGGACCUCAAAGCUAAAGAGCAAAAGGAUAUUCAAAAGAUGCUAGCUAUGCAGCGUUUUAAAAGAAGAUUAGAAGAGAGAAGAGCUGGAGUUGCCAAUUGGGCUCAACUUAUGGCUCUCAAAGCAGGAGCUCAAAGAGAUGAGUUGGAGGUUCCUUCAACAAAUGCCAAUUCUGCCAACACAGGAAAGUACGUUCCACCUCAUUUACGAGGAGGAGGGAGAGUUUCUAGUGACUCCUCAUACACUAGAGACGAUUCUGCAACUGUAAGAGUAAGUAACUUAUCACCCAAUACGACGGAAAGCGAUUUGCAAGAAUUGUUUCAUCCUUUUGGUAAUAUUCGUCGUAUUUUUAUUUCCAAAGAUCGUCACACUGGCGAAGGUAAAGGGUUUGCCUUUGUCGCUUUUUCAAAUAGAGAGGAUGCUCGCAAGUGCAUUGAGAAGCUAGACGGUUAUGGCUAUGACCACCUAAUUUUACGUUGUGAGUGGGCAAAGCCUAGUGAGAACAAGAGAGGACAGAAGUAGGAACCUUUGAGUGCAAUAAAUAAGGCAAGAGCUGAUCAAUUUUUUCACAAAAU
Galdieria sulphuraria is the source of this 971-nucleotide messenger RNA. Its product is annotated as translation initiation factor eIF-3 subunit 4. Bases 46 to 918 code for a protein of 290 amino acids. Lineage: Eukaryota; Rhodophyta; Bangiophyceae; Galdieriales; Galdieriaceae. The record is from RefSeq and is a predicted model, not a curated record. Gene Ontology annotation, molecular function: RNA binding; translation initiation factor activity. Gene Ontology annotation, cellular component: eukaryotic translation initiation factor 3 complex; cytoplasm. The transcript has a single exon.